Messenger RNA from Fukomys damarensis (Damara mole-rat), 1464 nucleotides. It is a transcript of the gene Rad23a, whose product is annotated as RAD23 homolog A, nucleotide excision repair protein. The transcript has 9 exons. Gene Ontology annotation, molecular function: proteasome binding; damaged DNA binding; ubiquitin binding. Gene Ontology annotation, cellular component: cytosol; nucleoplasm. Gene Ontology annotation, biological process: nucleotide-excision repair; proteasome-mediated ubiquitin-dependent protein catabolic process. The coding region runs from base 136 to 1374 and encodes 412 amino acids. NCBI's taxonomy places the organism in Eukaryota, Metazoa, Chordata, Mammalia, Rodentia, Bathyergidae. The record is from RefSeq and is a predicted model, not a curated record.
GCACUGACGGUCAGCACACGCGCAGUUUGACCCGGAAGCGCUUGGCGGGCGGCGCGGCUGGGCGCUAAGAUGGCGGCGGCGUGAGUUGCAUGUUGUGUGAAGAUCCAGGGGCAGCCGCGUUGCUCGGGCCCCGCCAUGGCCGUCACCAUCACGCUUAAAACGCUGCAGCAACAGACCUUCAAGAUCCGUAUGGAGCCUGACGAGACGGUGAAGGUGUUGAAGGAGAAGAUAGAAGCUGAGAAGGGCCGUGAUGCUUUCCCAGUGGCUGGACAGAAGCUCAUCUAUGCUGGCAAGAUCUUGAGUGACGAUGUUCCCAUCAGGGACUAUCGUAUUGAUGAGAAGAACUUCGUGGUUGUCAUGGUGACCAAGGCUAAAGCUGGCCAGGGUACCUUAGCACCCCCAGAGGUCUCACCCACUGCUGCCCCAGAGCCAUCCACACCCUUGCAGCUGGCCCCUGCUUCAGGCAUGUCCCAUCCACCACCUGCCACCAGAGAGGACAAGAGUCCAUCGCAGGAGUCGGCUCCCACAACAUCACCAGAGUCGGUGUCAGGCUCUGUUCCCUCUUCAGGUUGCAGCGGGCGAGAGGAAGAUGCGGCCUCCACACUAGUGACUGGCUCUGAGUAUGAGACGAUGCUGAUGGAGAUCAUGUCCAUGGGCUAUGAGCGGGAACGCGUCGUGGCUGCCCUGAGAGCCAGCUACAACAACCCGCACCGGGCUGUGGAGUAUCUGCUCACGGGAAUUCCGGGAAGCCCUGAGCCUGAACACGGUUCCGUCCAGGAGAGCCAGGCGUCUGAGCAGCCAGCCACAGAAGCAGGAGAAAACCCCUUGGAGUUUCUUCGGGAUCAGCCCCAGUUUCAGAACAUGCGGCAGGUGAUCCAACAGAACCCAGCACUGCUGCCCGCCCUGCUCCAGCAGCUGGGCCAGGAGAAUCCUCAGCUGUUGCAGCAAAUUAGCCGUCACCAGGAGCAGUUCAUCCAGAUGUUGAACGAGCCCCCUGGGGAGCUGGCAGACAUCUCCGACGCAGAGGGGGAGGUGGGCGCCAUAGGUGAGGACGCCCCACAGAUGAACUACAUCCAGGUGACACCGCAGGAGAAGGAAGCUAUUGAGAGGAGCUGUCCCCAUCGCCCCAGCCCAGCCUGGUUGGAUUUGCUGGCAGGGCCAAGAGGCAACAGAUGGGCCCCUCUUGGCCUCUGUCCCAGCUCCCUCAGCCAGAUGGAGAGGCAGCUGUUUGCUCCCCAACCUGCCCUCCUCCAGGAUGAGGGGAAGGUGGAGCCCCAAACUUUGAUCUCCAUUGGAGUGGCCGGAAUCUGGGGCAACCCACAAAGGCCCCACCCAAGUCUGGCCUUGGCCUUCAGCCUGGGGAAGCAAGCCUGACAUGAGCUCUGGAGGCCAAGCCUGCCCCUGCCACAGAACAGAACUGUCUCUCUGAUAAAGGUUUUGAAAUGAAUAAAGUUUUAAAAACGA